AUGGAAGAUGAAAAAAAAUCUGAUUUUGUUCAAAUGCUGAACAACCAAGCCAAGAAGGCUCUCAUCUCAUUUGAAAACUGCAAAUGGCAUGAUGAUAUUUUUCCACCAAAGAAUGCUUUGAAAAGAGUUUGUGAAGAGUUGGUGCUAAAUUUAGUACUCUCAGAUGUUGACACAGAAGAUUCCAAUUCAUAUAACGCAGACCUUCUUUUCAAUUAUCUUGAUUUUGCUACUUGCAAGGACGAUGAAAAAGCAUGGUUUCUUUUCACAGAUUUGUUGGUCAAGAACCUCAUCAAUGACAAGUCAGAACUAAUGUACAAAAAUUUCGUGAACACCACCCAGAUAUGUUGGUUAGGAUUCAAGUUCAUAUAA
Molecule: messenger RNA, 369 nt
Organism: Helobdella robusta
Lineage: Eukaryota; Metazoa; Annelida; Clitellata; Rhynchobdellida; Glossiphoniidae
Exons: 2
Coding region: 1-369 (122 amino acids)
Source: RefSeq, a predicted model, not a curated record